GGUGGAGCCUUGAUUCACCUGAGACCCUAUACAGUUGAGUCCCUGGAAGAUGAAGUUAUGAAGGAUUUGAAGUGAUUCUGUGACCCUCCUACUAGAGAUGUGCCCUAGCCUCCUGCAAUCCUCACCUGUUUACGUUGCGGUGGGUCAUCCUGCUCCGUCCUUGACUCGGUACCACGAUCUCCUGCCGUUUCCAAAACGCUCUCUUCAAACCCUUUUUUGUGCCUGGGUUUUGGGCUGCGGAAUGGAGAGAGGAAGCAAAGCUGCAGCCGAGUCUUGUGGGUUCAGGAACCUGUGGCCCGGCUCUCCGCGCGUCCCCGUUCCCCCGGUGGCCCUGGCCCCGGCCAUGAAGCGCAUCUUCUCCUGCUCCAGCUCACAGGUGGCGGUGGAGAGAUGGAACCGCCGUGAUCAGAAGCUGCUGGAGGCGGUGCAGCGGGGGGACGUGGGACGCGUGGCUGCCCUGGCCUCCAGGAAAUCUGCCCGACCCACUAAGCUAGACUCGAACGGCCAGUCCCCGUUUCAUCUGGCCGCCUCCAAAGGCCUGACAGAAUGUCUGACUAUACUACUUGCCAAUGGGGCUGACAUCAACAGCAAGAAUGAGGACGGAAGCACCGCCCUGCACUUGGCCACCAUUUCUUGCCAGCCACAAUGUGUCAAGGUCCUGCUGCAGCAUGGUGCCAAUGAAGACGCUGUAGAUGCAGAAAAUCGUAGUCCAUUGCACUGGGCAGCCUCCUCUGGCUGUGCCUCAAGUGUGCUCCUCUUGUGUGAUCAUGAAGCCUUCCUGGACGUCCUGGAUAAUGAUGGACGUACACCCCUAAUGAUUGCCUCGCUGGGAGGUCAUGCAGCUAUCUGCUCACAGCUACUGCAGAGAGGUGCCCGGGUUAAUGUCACCGACAAGAAUGACAAAUCGGCUCUGAUCCUGGCCUGUGAAAAAGGCAGUGCUGAGGUGGCUGAACUGCUCCUGAGCCAUGGAGCAGAUGCGGGGGCAGUGGACAGCACAGGGCAUGAUGCUUUGCAUUAUGCCCUACGCACACAAGACAGGACCCUGUGGAGGCUGCUGCGGCAGGCCCUGAACCGGCAGGGCCGAGGGGGUCAGGGGCCAGUUCAACACCUGGAUCCUGCAUCCCAGGCCUCUCCCUCUGAGCCUCAGGUGGGUGCGCCACCUAAGAGCCCGUGGAGGGCAGAGCCUGAGGAGGAACAGGAGGAAGAAGAGGACGAGGAUCCAUGUUCAGAGGAGUGGAAGUGGAAGUAUGAAGAGGAGAAAAGAAAAGUUUCUCAGUUGGAGCAGGAGCUGCUGCGAAAGACGGAAGAGUGCAAGGCUCAAGCUACAGCUUACCUGGGCCUGGAGAAACAGAUUCAAGAACAGGUUCGGGAGCUGGGGCUCCUCCUGUCCCAAGAGCCCAGAGCUCCAGGGGACCAGGGCUCUAGUCUCCGGCCUGGAGGAGAUGGCAUGGAACAGGGUUGUGCCCUCAACCUGCUGGCUAAGCACAUACAAGAGCUGAAGAAGCAUCAGCAGGCUACAGCUGCAGCGGCAGCCAACCCAGUAUUAGCUUCCAAGAAGGCUGAGGAUUCAGUCCCAGGGGAGAUCCAGUAUGAAGCCCAGGGAAAGUCCCAACCAGAAGACCAGGAGCCACCCCAGAGCCCAAAGUCUGAGACUGUAAGGAAAACCACAGGACAGCAACUGACCAACAGUGAUGGGCAGGCCCUUCGCCCUGAUCAUACUGACCAGCUGUUUGCUGGCCGGAAGGAGAGGCCCCAGGCUUCAGGGGCUGAACCCACAAGCACAGUGGCUGAGCCAGUGGGCACAGCAGCCAUGAAUCAGCUCCUGCUACAGCUGAGGGAGGAGCUGGCUGCGGUGUGGCGAGAAAAGGAUGCAGCCCGGGGGGCUUUAUCAAGACCCGUCUUGGAGGGAGCUCUCGGGACACCCCGGGCUGAGGCUGCAGCAGCUGCCUGGGAGAAGAUGGAAGCCAGGUUGGAGCAGGUGCUGGUGAGACUGGAUCGAGCAAAAGCAGGAUUGCAGAUGAAAUCCGAGGGCCCUGCCCAGGAGCCCAGAGAGGGAGCGCUCAAGUCAGUCCCAGGGACCAUCACCCAAGAAGAUGAAGAAAAGGAGAAAGGGGUCCUUGGGGCCCGGGGAGAGCCUCUAGGGGCUCCUGGAGGGGACCAGAUGCCAGGAGGAGGCCAGGCCAGGGGACAACUGGAGAAGGAGGUGUCCGCCCUGAGACUGAGCAACAGUAACUUGCUGGAGGAGCUGGGGGAGCUGGGCCGGGAGCGGCAGCGGUUGCAGGGGGAGCUGCAGUCCCUGAGCCAGCGGCUACAGCGGGAGUUUGUGCCCAGGCCGGAGGCGCAGGUCCAGCUACAGCAGUUGCGGAGGAGCGUGGGGCUGCUGACAGACGAACUGGCCCUGGAGAAGGAGGCCACCGAGAAGCUGCGGAAGCGCCUGGCCUCCCAGAACAGAGGCCUCCAGGGGCUGUGGGACUGCCUGCCCCCAGACCUGGUAGGCCAGGGGAGUGCACGGAGCACAGUCACCGCGCCCCUGGAAGAGCUGCAGGCCUGCAUCAGUGCCUUGGUGGCCAGGCACCGCGAGGCCCAGCAGCGGCUGGCUCAGCUGGAGGAGGAAAACCAGCAGCUGCGGGGCUCCCCUUCCCGCCCUGGCGAGCCUCGCUGUGGGGAGGCCUCGGCUUCCCCUCAGGUGGCGGCUCUGGAGCAAGACCUGGGGAAGCUGGAGGAAGAGCUGCGGGCGGUUCAGGCCACGAUGAGCGGGAAGAGCCAGGAGAUAGGGAAGCUGAGGCAUCUGCUCUACCAAGCCACCGAGGAAGUGGAGGAGCUGAGGGCCCGGGAGGCGGCCAGCCUGCGGCAGCACGAGAAAACUCGGGGCUCCCUGGUGGCCCAGGCCCAGGCUUGGGGCCAGGAGCUAAAGGCCCUGCUGGAGAAGUAUAACACUGUCUGCCGGGAGAUGGGUCGGCUGCGGGAGGCGGCGGCCGAGGAGCGGCGCCGGAGCGGGGACCUGGCCGCGCGCGCGGCGGAGCACGAGCGCCAGGCCAGCGAGAUGCGCGGACGCUCGGAACAGUUCGAGAAGACGGCGGAGCUGCUCAAAGAGAAGGUGGAGCAUCUCAUCGGCGCUUGCCGGGACAAGGAGGCCAAGAUCAAGGAAUUGUUGAAGAAGCUGGAGCAGCUUUCAGAGGAGGUUCUAGCUGUUCGGGGAGAUAAUGCUCGCCUUGCCCUACAGCUGCAGGAUUCCCAGAAGACCCAUGAAGAGAUCAUCUCUACCUAUAGGAAGCAUCUGCUGAAUGCUGCUCAGGGCUACAUGGAACAGGACGUGUAUAAUAUCCUCCUGCGAAUCCUCAGCAUACAGGAGUGAGGCAACCCAUGCCCUGAAGAAUAUGGGAUCUCUCUGUUGGAACAGAGCAUCCUGGUUGGCAGAGGCUCCAUCAGGCUGUGGUGGGUGGUGGGUUGGCCACUGGGGCUGGUGUGGGUGGAGCUUCACCUGACAUUAUGGACCCCAGACCUGAGAACCUGAACCCUGGAAUCAGCAUGGAUGAGAUCAGAGGAGGUGUGGGUGGAAGCCGGCUCUAUGGAGAAUAAAGUGGGAGGCAGGAUGGUGUUGGGUGUCAUUGUUUCUUCUAAAGGGGGCAUGGGGAAGGAAUCUUUUCAUUCUUUUUUGAUCACAAAUGGCCCUGUAAAUUAGCUGCUUUCAAACUUUGAUUAUGAUCCAAAGAAAUACAUUUUACGUCCUGUGUGUACAUACCUGAAAUAAUAUUUACCCUUAUUAUUUCUAUUCUAUUCUAUAUUCCAUCAAAACAUAUUGGUUACCUCCACUAAUGAGUCAAGACCCAGUUUGAAAAACAGCAUUCUCACAGUUGGAAAAACAGCCCUCUGUAAAAAUGGAUAUCGACACUCCUCAUUUCUCUUAACAUCUGUUUUGUACUGACUGAACAGCUCUAAUCUUUCUCUCUACCUUGGGACUCCUCAGUCCACUAUCUUUUUUAUUUUUAUUUAUUUAUUUAUUUUUCACUCUUUUUUAAGAAGGAGAGAUUAAGAGACCUAGAUUUUCUUCAGGAUGUGCAUAUGAUAUUCUAUCAUGUUAAACUAGGUGUCUAGAUUUGAGGUGCCUGAUUUCAUGAAGUCACUGUCCUUUGCCCCAGGUGCAAAGAGGGUUGAAAAGUCUGAUUCCUGGAAAAGGGAUAAAGGGAUACUCAGCUUUGGCUUCUUCCCUCCAGUUCUGUUCUCAGACUGAUAAAAAUGUAUCUCUGGGUCACUUCCCCUGGGUCUCCGCCCCUUCCCGCCCCUCCACCAGUCAGACCGCUAGGUGAGAGGGAGGCGGUCGGUUACUCAAAUAUUUGGAACGGUGGCCCCCACACUGAUCCCUCCCAAUUCCUUCUCUCAGCCCGCCCCCUGCUGGGUUACGCUGGGUCAGGCGGCAGCGGUUUGGCAGUCAAGAGACUGACUGGGCUGAGAGAAGGGUGGGGAGGGGCUGUCGUGGAAGACAGGGGGGCCACGCAGGGCUGCAGAGCCUGUCUCCAGGGUUUGGCCAGGAAAAAGGCAGCUAUGUAGAUUAGGUCCUAGACAAGAUGACGUCAGUUCCAGGGUUUAUGCGGAUGGGCACAGGACUUCUUUAAGGUUGGGAGAAUGAAGAGAGGAGGAAUGGAUGGGGAAAAAGAAGGGUGCAGUUGCCAAAAGAGCAUCAGAAGGUCAAAGUCAUUUCUAUUAAGGGGAACAGAACUUCUCUUUUCCUUCCUGCCCUUCGAGUUACCACAGAAUAGAAAAGGAAUAUAACAUUCCUUAUUGUAUAUGCAGUGCGGGGUGGGAAGAAUGAAGAGAUGGCUGAGAGAAGGGUCCAGAGAAGGGGAGAUCAUUUUGCUAAGUUCGAGUCAGGAAACAGUUCUGGUAAUGGAAGUCAUGCCUUUGGCUUCCUCUGGGGUUCCUGGAAGCUGAUCCCAGGAUGGCUGAGCUGUGGGAAUGGUCAAUGAUGUUAAUAUUAACACAGAAGUAGAAACUUCUCCAGCCAUGGGUUUUCCUAAGCAGUCUCCCUUUAUACAACCCCAUAAACUGUUACCCAACAACUCAAGCCCUGACAUUUUCCUUGAUUUCAUAAAUAAAUCUUUCUUUCUCAAAGUAA
Messenger RNA from Cervus elaphus (red deer), 5113 nucleotides. It is a transcript of the gene ANKRD35, whose product is annotated as ankyrin repeat domain 35. Gene Ontology annotation, molecular function: actin binding. The transcript has 16 exons. NCBI's taxonomy places the organism in Eukaryota, Metazoa, Chordata, Mammalia, Artiodactyla, Cervidae. The record is from RefSeq and is a predicted model, not a curated record. Bases 98 to 3355 code for a protein of 1085 amino acids.